Messenger RNA from Biomphalaria glabrata, 1538 nucleotides. RefSeq lists its product as uncharacterized. Bases 317 to 1108 code for a protein of 263 amino acids. NCBI's taxonomy places the organism in Eukaryota, Metazoa, Mollusca, Gastropoda, Planorbidae. The record is from RefSeq and is a predicted model, not a curated record. The transcript is spliced from 3 exons.
AGGUUCCAAGCAAGUUACGUCACCUUAUAAACGUACUUUUCUGUCUACUAUGACAAUCUUACGUGACACAUAGUUGUUAAAGGGACGCAAUCUCGAUGGCUUAAUCAAUAAAAGUCACCUCCCUCUAGCCAUGACUACAGAGUACAAGGAUUACGACAUUCUUGCUCUAAAUUACCCCGUGUAUGUAUAUAUCCAAUGAGAGGCCAGAUUCCAUGUUAUGUUGGGAUUAGGAGAGUGGAAAUGAAAGUCAAGUAGCCUCCCCUUGUUAAAGACGUUUAUCCAAUCACUGAGUCUUGAUCAAUAACAACAAACUUAUAUGACUCCUGGCAUAUUUUUUUUUUUCGUUCAUCUACUUACUUCGCUGGCAGAGGUAGCAUGGAGUUGUCUGUUAAACUUUAUCUCGACUGGAUACUUCUGCAAUACUAGUAACAUGAACCAAUCGUCUGAAAGACACUUCGGAACAAAAAUGUUCAUUUUGGCGAUGCUGUUGCAUUUGCCAACCUUGAGUGCUAUAUCAGAAUUCACGAUUUCUAGCCCCUUCCAGAGUUCGGGCAUCUCAAAAGGCAACUUAGCCAGAGAAGCUGUAAAAUUAUGCCCCAUUGUCUUUACUCUAUCAACUGAUAGAUUAGCAGCAUUGGAGCAUCACCGCCAGCGCAAAGUUCUCUCAACAUGUUUAAGAACUACAACUAAUGGCCAGCACGUAGGUCUAUAUCAAACGAUCAACGUGUUUACAAACGAAGCAAAUUUGGAUGAAGCUGGCACUGAUUCAAAACUGUUCUCUACGCUAGAUAACGUGGUCCAAAGGCGAACUCUUCCCAUCAGCCCUUCAAGUCUGUUCCUGCUUGUUGAUGGAUACCAUUACGUCAUCGGCGGCACGGCAACAAUAGCUAUUCAAGGCCUAACUCUCUUUUUGACUGAACUAGUCUCCACAACCGGCGCUGGCGUUUUCGGUACUAGAUCUAGAUCAAGUUAUGGUUUGGAAAAAAGAGCAGCAUUCAACACGUGCAGCCCACGUCGAAUGAACAGCAGAUGGUUUUUGGAAUUUCUUCGUACUGGCAAACUGUGUCAGACGCACGUCGUCAAAGUCAGAUUUGGUAUUGGACGAUGAGAGGCUAGAUUCUCUUUUCUUCAAUAGAUCUAAAACUUGGCAUUUUUCGCCCUUAGAUAUAUGUAGCACGAGGGUACCCGGAAGAUUAAUUGGAUCAGGGAAUUUCAAUGUAGGCCUAGAAAAGGAAUUGUUACUUUUAGCUCAUAUCAACUCUGUCUGGUAACAAGGUGCACUCGUUAAUUCUUCCACACCCAUUCUCAAUUUGAAACUUUGCAAAAAUUAUUCAUUGAUGUAGAUAAGAAACGAAUAAAAUAAAACAAAAAACAAUUAGUCAAUUUAACUACUGGUAUUUAAUUAUUUUGAUUGAUACCGACAAUGGAAAUUAAUCCUACAGUAUUCACGCAUAUGGCUAAAUAUGUAGGGUUUGUUUCCUUUAUAUAAUUGUUCCCAUUAUUUCUCCCACACCCACUCUCGGAUCAAGUUGAAAUUU